GUCACUGGCCUGUGCAAUCACCCAGCCGAUUUUACUCCUCUCUGCAAUGGAAGAGUAUAUAUAAGCAUCCAAGAGAUUAGGCUAAGCGGGAAAGCAAGCAGGCGGGCACCCGUGUCCUCCACCCACCUCGCCUCCGCCGCACGCAACAGCCCACCACCCACCCACCACCGUCCGCCCAUGGAGAUGGAGAGGCGGGCGGGCAGCAGCAAGCGCGCGCCGAAGGUGGUGGCGGUCCUCGCCGGCCUGCUGGAGCGCGCCGCCAAGCGCGGCGACGCCGUCGCCGACGGCUCGCGCUCGUGCUCGGCGGCGUUCCGGGGCCCGACGGAGAAGAAGCCGGAGAUCGGCGUGCGGCGGUACGCGGAGCGCAUAUACCGGUACGCCGGGUGCAGCCCGGCGUGCUUCGUGGUCGCCUACGCCUACCUCGACCGCCUCGCCUCGCCGUCGCCGGAGGAGGAGGACGCCGCUGCGGCGGUGGCCGUGGACUCGUACAGCGUGCACCGCCUCCUCAUCACCAGCGUCAUGGUCGCCGCCAAGUUCAUGGACGACAUGCACUACAACAACGCCUACUUCGCGCGGGUGGGCGGGGUGGAGCUGCGGGAGAUGAACGGCCUCGAGCUCGAGUUCCUCUUCGCGCUCCGGUUCCGCCUCAACGUCACGCCCGACGGCUUCGCGUCCUACUGCGCCGCGCUCGAGGGUGAGAUGAUGGCCACCGACACGCCGCCGCCGCUAUCCCCGCCGACGGUGUUAGCCUCGCCGGAGGAGGAGGAGGAAGAGGACGUCGCGGGAGGCAUCGUCACGGCCUUCGCGGCGGCUGCUCGGGUAUCGAUGACCGAGAUCACCAGAUGACACGGAAACAACAACGUAAUUAAGAGCUAGCCGGCCUCCGUGCGUGGAGGGCAUGCGAUGCUUGCGUUGUGAUUCUUUCAUUUCUUGUAGCUUCUUGGUGAGGUGUCUACCAUGUUCGUUGCCGAUUGAAUGUACAGGUCUAUCUUUUUGAGCUACGAUGAAUAUCGGUGGCCGAGAUCA
Hordeum vulgare subsp. vulgare (domesticated barley) is the source of this 1026-nucleotide messenger RNA. RefSeq names its product cyclin-P4-1-like. NCBI's taxonomy places the organism in Eukaryota, Viridiplantae, Streptophyta, Magnoliopsida, Poales, Poaceae. Gene Ontology annotation, molecular function: protein kinase binding. Gene Ontology annotation, biological process: regulation of cyclin-dependent protein serine/threonine kinase activity. The coding region runs from base 178 to 846 and encodes 222 amino acids. The transcript is spliced from 2 exons. The record is from RefSeq and is a predicted model, not a curated record.